Galleria mellonella (greater wax moth) is the source of this 3188-nucleotide messenger RNA. It is a transcript of the gene Pdzd8, whose product is annotated as PDZ domain-containing protein 8. Bases 255 to 2966 code for a protein of 903 amino acids. NCBI's taxonomy places the organism in Eukaryota, Metazoa, Arthropoda, Insecta, Lepidoptera, Pyralidae. The record is from RefSeq and is a predicted model, not a curated record. Gene Ontology annotation, molecular function: lipid binding; protein binding. The transcript has 15 exons. Gene Ontology annotation, cellular component: mitochondria-associated endoplasmic reticulum membrane contact site. Gene Ontology annotation, biological process: mitochondrial calcium ion homeostasis.
AUCAAAAUAAUAAAGGCACAAAAUGCUAGUGAUGUAAAGUACGCGCACGGCCGCCGGUGAUCCGGCGUGCGUCUAAAAAUGACUUUUAAUGUUACCUAAACAGCCCCCAAUAGUCAAAGUAGAACUAAUUUUAGAUUUGUUAAGAAGUUAAUGGUUCAAUGUCAAUUGUUGUUGUGUAUAACGAUUAUGUCUAGUAAAUAAUCGUUGUUUUUAGAUAUUAUUAUAUCUGUAAGCAGUUAAUCAAGCUAGAAACAAUGCCAGACUGGACAUGGUUGGUGUUGGCGGCGCUGUUCGGCGCGCUGUCCGCGCUGGCGGUGCCACUGCUACUCCUCUUAUAUUUCGUGCGUCCAUUCGAGAAGAAAUCGUCUGUGGAGGAGCAUUAUUGCCUGCCAGUCACUUUACCACCUGAGAUACUGAACGAGUUGACCCGAGGAGCGGGUUGUACUCCAGAGGGCGCUCUGAACGCAAUGCUCCAGUUCAUCUUCCAGCAGAGUACGGCAGACACACGCUGGUUGAGACGGCGUAUGGCCACUGAAUUGGCGGAGCUCCUCGCCAAAACAUCCUCGGGGAAGAUCUUUGAAUCCUUAACACUCCGCUCCCUAGAAGUUGGUACAGAGUUUCCAACUAUUACGAACCUACGUCUACUUAGUGGUGAACUGGAAGACGAUGGUGCAAGGCUACGCUCACUCGACUUAAACUUCGACCUUGCCUAUGACGGGAACUUCAAGAUUGAUGUAGAUGCAGUUAUGUUGUUGGGGAAAAUAGCAAAUAUUUCUAUUACAGUGGAAAGCAUAAGUGGGAACGUGAGAAUUAUGUUCAGACGUACUCCAUACACACACUGGGCUCUGGCAUUCGAAACGCAACCUAAACUAGAAUUGCGAGUACGUGGUCGCUUCCAAGGCAGACAGCUCAAACCUAGGCUAGCUUCAUUGGUCGCUGCACAUAUCAGACGAGCUAUCGCCCAGAGGCAUACACUACCUAACUACAAGAUACGAUACAAGCCAUUCUUCCCCAAGUCAGAACCGGGAAGUGCUGAGGGGGACGAAGGUCCUACACCUCAGGGACGAUUGACUGUGCGACUAGUAGAAAUUACACGUUUACAAUGGUCAGGAGCAAAUGGAACUGUACGAGCAGCUUUAGCUGUCGAUUCGCAUGGUUGGGUAUCCCUUCGGCGUGGCGUCUUAGUCUUGGACAUAGUGUUACCAGCAGUAGCCGGCCCCCUUGGGCUGGUGUGUUGUCAAGGAGUAGGAGUGGUCUUGGUAGAUACUGUGGUACCCAUGUCUCCUGCCUACCGCGCUGACUUGAGGAGAGACGACGUCGUUUUGGCUAUAGAUAAUAAACCAGUGAAUAACGUAGCCCAAGUCGGCAAAUUAUUAAAAUGUGUGGAUCGUCGAGCGGUGACUGUGCGCGUGCGUCGUGGUGCACGUCGUGAAGAUGCUCUCACAGCGAGCGGAACUUCAGCCAACAUAACUGCUGCAUCCAAUGAACCACGCCGCAUGCGCACAAACUUUACCUUCCGCCGCGUCUCCGAAGUUAUGGAGGGAGUCCGCCUUCAGGGCAUGAGGGCAGCCACUUCAAGAACUAACUUGCAAGAAACAGAAUCACCCUCGAAAGUAGCUGAACCACAAACUGAAACGGAAACCCAAUCAAAGCAGAAAAGUGAACUAACAAGGCAACCUUCAAAGACAUCCGAACCAAUGGGGCCUAGUAACUUUGGACUACGGAAACGAAGAUGCUCAGUCGAAAACAAGUCUUCCGAUAGCUCCGCAGGCAGUACACCACCCGCAUCAGGCGCCAGUACACCACUACGUCAAGCCACUACCAUAAACAAAACUGUCAAACAUCCAGAAAUACCAAUCAUCCGAACCGACUCCUCAGAGUGUAAAGUCCCUGAAAAAUCCGAAAUACUGGACGAGGAAGAGCAAAUAUUUGAAACUGGAGGACCAAGGCAAAGCGAACACGUAGAAAUCUGUCAAAUGUAUUGGACCAAAAGUAUACAGUUGAAGCCCAUAAUACCUUUUGAUGAAGAGACUGAUUUCAAGUUGAACGAGAAUCACAAGUAUUUGAAUAUAAAUGUUUGGGCAACUGUGCCUGGAGAGAAAGACGAAGUGCUAUUAGGAUAUUUGAAUAUACCUUUAUCGGCUCUAUUAGCUGAAUGCCAAGAUUCCACUGUACCUCAUCAUAUGAAGAGAUAUCAGUUUCUGCCGCCAGAUGUCGAUAUCAAAUUUAGCAAAAGCCACAAAUUGUCAUCACAUCCGGGAUUUGAGCCAUGUUUAUGCUUUGGCGACGCUCUGGUCUGGUGGGAAUGGGAAGGCGUUGGUGGCAAUCGGUCCUCAAGUCGCACCACUGCUCGUGAACCAGCACUGCCGCGACCGCCGAAACCGACUCGUGCGACUCACGACUUUGUACGCACGCAUUUCCAUCGAUCGACGCAAUGCGAUUUCUGUAACAAAAAGAUAUGGCUGAAAGAUGCAAUGCAAUGUCGCAACUGUGGUCUAUGCUGCCACAAGAAAUGCGUCGCAAAAUGUCAAGAGUCUUCUCCAUGUGUACCAAAACAAGAUCAAGGGCUUAACUGUCCACCGCCAGAGGUCAUAAUGACGGAACCAGACGCUGCUGAUGCAGAUUCCGAUGAUGAACCUGAGAGAAAAGACUCUUUGGAUGUCCACGAAGAAGGUGGUGGAGCGAUGAGCGCGCUGGUUGCUGGAUUGCGGCGAGCAGGCUCAGCGCACUCACUGUCGGCGCCGAAGACCUGCUCCUCUUCACGUUCCCUACCACCGUCACCCAGUCACACGCCCAGUCCUUGUAACGCAAAGGAAGCAGUCUCUGGAGGCGGUAGGCAACCCGUUCGGCGGAUGCGGCGUAACAUGGCUGCAGAAGGGCGGCGUGAGCGCGAUGCUGCAGCCGGCACUACGCAGCGCUCUGCCGCCGGACGCGCUGCUGGCAGCGGCCAGGGACUCCGCGCCUGAGCUGGCAUCCAGGCUCUCCGCCCAUCAGAUACAUGAAAUGCUUCAAGCAGUCCGCGAGGAGUUGUCAGCGGAUGACGCGGGUGGUGCAGGCGAAGACAGCGGUGAAGGUCGGGCGUGCGCGCUCACCGCCCUGAUGUUGCACUGCUGCGCCGCGGCGCAACUAGCCCAGCAGCGCGCCGAACCGGCGCCCACUUGAUACCAAUAAAUUAUUGUUCUUUGUGA